AAAUAAUUAGCAGUAGUCCUUCGGUUUUUUUUUUUGAGUAAAAAUCGAAAUGCGAAGAAGCAAUUCGAUGCGUUUGCUUUUAGACUGGCUUGGGGUGGAAAUUGAAUGAGUUCAAGUGCCGGAUGAAAAUGAAAUUGAGUUGCGUCAACGAUUUAAAAUUAAGCCAUUUGUUGGGAUUAUUGUUGUGGACAGUGUCACGUGCUCAGCACAACUGGGCUUUUUUGGUAAGGAUCCAAAAUAUCUCGGAAUGCGAAGAUUCCGACGAAGAUUUGGGAUUUUUGGACUCGACAGUGACGAACAAUCCUCGUCACGAUCAAAUUUUCAGCGCAGCUUUCAACUUGCCUUUCGAAUUGAAUGACGACGCAUUGAUACAUUAUACUUCGUAUGUGUGGAACCCCGUGGAGAGAGAAUGGGAAUUUUUAUUCAGUGGUAGGCGUUCCGUUUGCAACUCCAUCGUAAAGUCGAUAGCUUACGAAAAGUUUAGGAGCUACGCCGGGUUUCCAGCAACUUGUCCCAUAUCCGAGGGCAAUUACGCACUAAGUGGGUUCCCAGUCACUGGACAGUACGUCGUAUUGAGCGAUUUAAGAAAGGUGUACCCCCUGACUCGGCACAGGGUUAGACUGACUGUAGAAAAUUUACAAAUUAUAUGUAGAGUCGUCUACACCAUGUCUAGUAGCUAGUAGUAAUUUGCACUUAACGCAACAAGUCUCGAAACUGUCCAACACUCUCCGAAGGUAGUGCUAGUGGAAUCUAGUGUAAGUGUGCUAGUUUUGAGUAGUAAUAUUGAACGUACGCCGUGUGCCAAAUAAAACGAGCCAUUUAGCUUAUACAGGGUGUCCCAAAUAGGUGGUGUCGUUUUGGAGAAUUUAAUUAUCAAAAUCUCAAGAUUUUCAAAUGGAACUCCCUAUACUUUUAUUCAGAUAUGAAUUCUAGGACAAAAAAACAAGGUAAGUUGGUAAUUUAUCUUAUAUUUAAAUUUUACAUAGUUUUUGAGAUAUUCGAGGUUUAAGAUAACACCCGUAUAAAUUCGUGUUGAAUUUAAAUUCAAUUCAACACAUUACAUCACUUGUUGGGCAAUAUUAGGUAUUUUUAAAUAGCAAAGACGCGAUACUACUUCUUUUAAAGAUCUUGUGAUGUCAUAGCCAACUACAUUUUUAAAUAUUUUGACAUUUGUUUAUUGUUUUGAUGCCAGAUGAAACGAGCAUUUUAAGAGGAACAUUUUUAAUUAAACUUUAUGGACGGAAAUAACGGACAAUUUUUAGUUAACUUUUUUUUGUAGAUUUAUUUAUUCAAAUUUGUUACCUUGGUUAGUUAGCUUAUAAAGUUUAAUUACUUAUUUUUGUUAUUUGGUAUUUUCAAUUAAUUAAACGUUUCUUUAAAUAUGAAUUCUGAAGUUUUAUUAAAUCUGUAUUGUUAGCAAUAGGUUUUAUUCGUAUAUCUCGAGUAUUAUAUAUUUAAAACAAGUAGGAUCAUGUCUUUGCUAUUUAAAAAAUACCUAAUAUUGCCAAAGAGUGACCUAAUGUGGUUAGCUUUAAAUUCAACAAGAAUUUAUACGGGUGUUAUCUUAAACCUCGAAUAUCUCAAAAAGUAAGAAAAAUUGAAAUAUAAGAUAAAUUACAAACCUACCUUAUUUUUGAGCCUAGGAUUCAUAUCUGAAUAAAAAUAUAUUGAGUUCCAUUUGAAAAUUUUGAGAUUUGGGACACCCCGUAUAAGCUGAUAACCUGAUUAAGUAAAGCAUCUUCUCCUUAGUCUGUGGUUAAAUUUUCGUUGCAAUAUCUUACAAUUACAAUUUUAUACCGGGCAAUCAAAAUAUGAAAAAAAAAAAAACAAUAACCCCAAUUUCUGCCUAAACUAUGCAAAAUUCGAGUAGGAAUUCCUUGAGAAACUGACCUUUAUUUUGCCCAAGGAUUCCGAAAAUGUCGAUAAAUACAGGGUGUUCCAAUUAAAAUAACAAAGUUUAUGUCGGUGGGGACACUUUUGGAACACCCCGUAUUAACAAAAUUAGAAUGUUUUAAAUCUUCAGGAGAGUUCAAGAAAGUUUUGUACGAAACUUUUUUUCGUAUCUCCUAUGGGUCUCCAGAUCGUAUAGUGGGUCGUUUUAUCUGGCACACGGUGUAUAACUAUUUUGUAUUUCAAAGUUAUUUGGAAUUGUUUUAAUUAUAAUGAGCUUGUUUUUCAAUAUAAGUGCGUUUGAACUGUCUGCCUAUCUCAUGUUGUAAGCUAUAUCAUAUCAAUCUUAGUCCGUACAUAAUCCUCAAGACUCAGCAACUUGAGAUGAGCUCCAACCAUCACGUCGCGUUACGAUGCAUAUUUCCAAGAUUUUGGGAAGCACUGUUUUUGUAACCAUGGACGACGCCGCAAAAUCUCAAAGAAUAAUAAUUUUCUUUUUGUGGAAAGGAAUAAUUCAUUUGGUGAGUCCUCAGAAUUCAGGAGUACUGUUAAUCGGUGGCUUUAUCGUUUUAAAACCGGGAGAACGUCACUAGAAGACGAGCGAGCAUCCAAGUAAGAAACUUUACUGCCGUCGAAGAAUUCGGGCAAAUCAGGUACACGACAAGGUUUUGGCAAGUUGGGCGCAGAACAGAACUCGAUAAAAACAAAAACUCAAUGGGUUUGAUACUUGUCGUCAACUGGUACUGUUAGAUCGUUAUGGUGGUGAAUGUUGGCAAUGAAUAAUAACCACUGACGAAAGGUGGAUUCUUAAUUUUUUUAAAUUUUUAGAUGGGCAAAGUUGGACAACUCUGUAGGAGGGGUGAGGGGGUUUCAACAAAAAAUUUUAUACAGAAUAAAAAUAAUAUCGUAAUAUUGUUUUAUUUUUAACAUAAGUACAAUUUAUAAAUAUUAAAAAAUGUAUAAUAUUUUAUUUCCCGACAUAUUUUAUAUUUGAGUGGAUUUGUUUCAGUAGAUUGUGAUUUUUUAAAAUAUUGUAAAAAUCUUUACAAGGAUUUGUCAAAUGGCUUUCAAAGUUUCAACGCUUAAUUUUGAUUUUUCUGAUGUCCAUUCUUGAUUUACUGUAGAAAAAACGCGUUCAGUAGUACAGUUUUUUCCAAAUGUUGAUAUAAUUCUAACGUGGUUUCCACUGUGAUUUUUUCCGAUGUCCAAUAUUUACUUCAAUAUUACACUUCAUUAAAAAGAUCACUUUCGGAGAUGUUACUAUUCGGAAAUUUUUCAAAAAUAUAAUGAAAUGAUUUUUGCACAUCGUCCCAAUGAAGUUUAGGUUUUAAUGUAACCCAAAGAAAAUGGUCAAUAUCAUCACAUUGUCCAAAUAUUAAUAAUAAACUCUUCGAGCUGGUUUAUACUAUCGCAUAUAGUUAACGGUAGAAAAUUAUUUUCUAACCUCUCUUGACAUUGACAUUUUAAAUUAUUAACUUCAUGCGUUACUUAUAUCGCCGACAUUUUGUCAUCUUCAAUUAGUUUUAUAACGUUUUGAAAAAGAGCAGCUUGAUUUUGUAGAAAAUUCUUUAACCAUUUCAACGUGUACAGUGUAUAUAUAGACAUAAGAAUAUAUUUUAACAACAGCAGCUGUUUGAAUAGCGUUAUGUAUAAUAUGCGCUGUAAAUACAACGACCAACACCAAUAAUAUUUUCAUUAAGAUUUUCCGUUAAUUUAUAAAAAAAUAUUAUUUGCACCUCUCCUCGCUUUCCUCCGAAAUUUGUUUUCGUGUUGUCUGUACAAUAUGUAAUAAAUUUUUGUUUUAAUUUUUUUUUCCAAAAUAUCAAUAAUGGAACUGAAAAUUAUUU
This is a messenger RNA of Cylas formicarius (sweet potato weevil), 3737 nucleotides long. RefSeq lists its product as uncharacterized. Bases 123 to 680 code for a protein of 185 amino acids. Lineage: Eukaryota; Metazoa; Arthropoda; Insecta; Coleoptera; Brentidae. The transcript is spliced from 5 exons. The record is from RefSeq and is a predicted model, not a curated record.